Sitophilus oryzae (rice weevil) is the source of this 1758-nucleotide messenger RNA. Its product is annotated as piggyBac transposable element-derived protein 4-like. The record is from RefSeq and is a predicted model, not a curated record. Bases 1 to 1758 code for a protein of 585 amino acids. The transcript has a single exon. Lineage: Eukaryota; Metazoa; Arthropoda; Insecta; Coleoptera; Curculionidae.
AUGGAUUCGUUACCAUUUAAGCUAAAAGGUUGGAGUUAUGAUGACCUGCAAGAUGAAUUGAAUAAUAUAUAUAACGACGCGGAGCCAAUACCUUUCGAGCCGGAGUCUGUAUUUAGUGAGUCGGAAGAUGAAGAUGACCAAAUACUGUUGGACCAAACUACACCUGCUUUGAAUUUUACUGAUUCUGAUACUGAUCCAGAAGAUAACGUGCCAUUAUCUAUUUUAGCAACUAAUCUGCUUCCUGUACCACCCGUAAACUCUAACGACUGGUCUAAGCUUGUUGAACCAGUACCCCCCUCAAACUUUACGUCAGAGUCCGGAAUUAAACCUGUUGUGAGAGAAAUGGUUGAUCCUACUCCGUACAAACUUUUCAAGUUAUUUUUUAAUGAUGGUCUGCUUGACCACAUAGUAUUCCAGACAAAUUUGUACGCACAGCAGUCUUUCAGCAAACAAAAACUUACCGAAAUCUCAGAAAUAAAAACCUUUCUAGGCAUAAAUUUAUUAAUGGGAAUUAAACGAUUACCGAGCUAUAGGGACUACUGGAGUACUUCUCCUGAUAUAAAUGAUGCUUACAUAAGUGGAUUGAUGCCUGUGAAGCGCUUUAGUUGGCUCCUUUCGAACUUCCAUCUCAAUAAUAACGUGCUAAUGCCUAAAAAGGGAGAAGCCCACUACGAUAAAUUGUACAAAGUGCGACCAUUAUUGAUUGCGUUAGCUGAGAAUUUUGAAAGGUGUAUGGCUCCAAGUAGGGAACUUGUAAUAGACGAGUCAAUGAUAAAAUUCAAAGGGAGAAGCUCGCUCAAACAGUACAUGCCCAAAAAACCUAUUAAACGAGGAUACAAGGUAUGGAUUUUAGCGAAUAAAAAUGGCUACUGUCAAAAAUUUGAUAUAUAUAUCGGUAAAGCGGAGGACGCCGAAAAACAAUUAGGUGCCAGAGUUAUUAAACAAAUGCUCAAUGGAUUGGAAAAUAAAGAGCACAUUGUCUAUUUCGACAACUUCUUCAAUAGUACCGAACUUCUGGAAGACCUGAAGAAAAAACUAAUUCAUGCCUGUGGUACCGUAAAUCCAUCGAGAAAAACUUUGCCGGUGUUUAAACCGGAUCGAAAAUUGAAGAGGGGGGAAUUUGAAGUUUUUAGCAAUCCAUCAAGAAUUGUAGCUUUUAAAUGGAGAGAUAAGCGUAGUGUCUAUUUACUGUCAAAUUUUCAUUCUCCUUUUGGAACCACUGAGGUCAAUAGGAAAGAAAAGAAUGGUACUACAACCAAAGUUCGUUGUCCGCAAGCGCUGUCAGAUUAUAACGCCAACAUGAAUUUUGUUGAUAAAUUUGAUCAAAAUCUGAAUUUGUACAAAAUAAACAGGAAAUCAAAAAAAUGGUGGCACAGGAUAUUCUUCUACUUUCUCGAUGCAGCAGUAGUAAACGCUUUCGUUUUAUAUAAAGAACUUCAUUCGCCAAAAAUAUCCAUGAAAGAGUUUAGAAGAAGCGUAUCACAAGGACUAGUUGCAGACCUGGUUAUAAAAAACAAAAGGAAAGCUUAUAGCUGUGGAGAAACAGUUGCUAAAAAACAGUUUAAGCCAUUCAUUCCCCUAGAAAUUAGGCACAACCAAAGUUCCCAUCAACCGGAAAGAGAUUCUCGGCGGCGAUGUGCAAAAUGCAGUACAUCAAAACAGCAAGUUCGUACCAACUGGAUAUGUUCGGUUUGUCGAGUUCCUCUCUGUCUGGGGGCAAACAAGACAUGCUUCCAGGACUUCCACACUUUCGAGUAA